AAACUCACCACCACCACCACCAGAACUCACCGCCAGAAGAAGCUUGCUCUCUAACCAAGCCUCGGGAGCCAAGCAAGUCAGAUCUGCCAGUGAACCUCCGGCCUUGAAAGUUGACGAGAGUGUCUGAAAACCCUAUCCAGCUCUCCAAUGGCCAGUAACAACACCGCUAGCAUAGCACAAGCCAGGAAACUGGUGGAGCAGCUGAAGAUGGAAGCCAACAUCGACAGGAUAAAGGUGUCCAAGGCGGCUGCAGACUUGAUGGCCUACUGUGAGGCACACGCCAAGGAAGACCCACUGCUGACCCCAGUCCCAGCCUCAGAAAACCCCUUUCGGGAGAAGAAGUUCUUCUGCGCUAUCCUUUAAGUCUCUGAGAGGAAGAUGAAGACCGCCGGGGCUCCAGGGACAUUGAUGUAGAGUUUCUAGCAAAGUGGGCGCCUUUCUGGUCUGCAGCAUUUAAAGAGAGGAAGGAGAACCAUCCUGGACACUCCAGGCUGUGCAUGUCUAAAGAAUUGUCCCCUUGUGAGAAUGGAAGCCAAUUCCACAUUCCCAACUUUAGAGAUCUGACCCUGCAGACCUGUCUGGAGGAGGGCAAUGUAUAAAAAACAAAAUCGGUGUCACUUCUUUCCUGCUAUCCCUUUAAGAUCUUACAUUUCUGCUUCAUAUUUAAAAACAAAAUAAACAUUAAAGCCAGUGUCUUGAGCUGAGAUAUGACUGACCUUCUGGGAAUGAGAAUUGUCUUUAAAUGCCCUCUGAUAAACUGCUGUAUCAUGUAGCCACAGUUCUACUUAAUGGUAUCCAUGUUUAGUCCUUCGUGCCUUGUUCUUUUCCUUCCCGUUCUCUUUCUCUACCCCUCCCGAUUAGAAUACCAUGGAGAUGAGUCUGGGUUUAUGUGUUAAACUGAACUCUAAGGAUAAGUGAAUAGCUGUGAUGUUUAGAAAGAUGUUCCCCAUAGUCUGUCUCCACGAGAAUAAUAAUAAUAAAAAGAAUACACACACACACACACACACACACACACACACACACACACACACAAUGCCGGCUGUCUGUGUUCUCUUACCACUGUUCCUAAUAUUUGUAUAUAAUAGUUUUGAUUCUGCAAGUAAAUGUAAAUCAUGUGUUGUGACUGGUGCUUUCAUAUCUUUGUGAUAGUUUUUGAGUAAUACUGCAUGAAAAUGUUCCCAUGUUGCAUCCAUUCAGAAGUUUCGUUGUUCAGCUGGAAAGCUAAGAAGAGAAGUGAGAGAGAAAAAGAUGCCAGAGAUGGGAAAAGUUCUCUGUGUUUUGAAAAUUGAGAUGACUUCAGCGCCUUAGCCAUGCCUGAAAUACCUCCUAGUGGACUGUGGUAUAAGCACCUCACAUCAGAUUUCCCCCAAUCCACAGCAUUUGGGCUUACCCAGGAUCCAGGACAGUGCAGUAAACCCACACUGAAUGUCGGACAGGGAUCCACCAUGACCUAGGAAGGCAUUGUCAGAAUAUCAGCAAGUUCCCACUCUCCAGGAACCAUGGAAAUCAUAUGUAAAAGAAUAUUUUCCAUGUUGAUAACUAGAAAACUAUGGCCCUCUUUAACUCAUACAUCAGAAGAACUAAACUCUCAGCUUCAGAGAAGGCACACCCCCCAGAAUACCAGCUGUUUGAGAGACAAAGCACCCCAAGCACACUUUGAGUAACCCCACAGCUGGCCCUUCUUCCCACUGACAUGAUCCUCAUUUUUCACUUCCCCAAAAUGUCAGAGCAAUCAGUGCUUUGUUCUCUGCCCUGUUUGUCAGAGCCUCUGUGCCCUAUUUACAGCUUCCUCUGGCUAGCACUCUCUCUUCCCACAAAAAAAAAAAACAUUGGAUCUUUUCUCCCCUUCUCUCCCUUCUCCUCUCCUUUGUUUUUCCAUUGUACUUGUAGCCCCAUCAGCAAAGGAAGGCCCUGGAACCCUUUGUAUGCUUUCUGCAUUCUUCCCAGUCUCCUGUACAUCUUGUUUGUUUUCAAAUCCUAAAAGACCACCAAAUCCAAGUUAACUUUACUUUCUCUUAUGUCAUUCUCUCCCUCAUCUUUUAAAAAGUGUGUUUGUUGUGUGUUGGGGGAGGGGUAUUUUGUGAGAAGAGUAAGAUGAAAGGACCCAUUUUGAAAUAGAUUUGGUAAAUAUUUUUAACUCUUUUAUGGGUCUUCAGAUAAAAGAAUAAAUAUGUCCAAUUAAAAUUGAUACCUGAGGUGGGAAGAAGAGGAUACCAGAACAUUUAUCAAUGCAUGAAUGCAAUUUCCACAAAUUUUCUCUGGUCAGAUCUUGGGGGUUUGUUAUAGUUGGUGGGAUGCUCAUGAAGAUUUAGUGGUUGAAAAAAAAAUCUGUCAGUCUUUACAGAACUACAGCAUGUGCAACUGAGAAUACCGUGGAGUCAGCUGAAAGUGUCCCACAUUUAAGAACUGAAACAAGAUGUGUUCGUGUGUUAACUAGGGGUACUCCUUGCUGGUGAGAGGGCAUCACUAGGAUUCUGGUCUUCUGUGUAAAUUUAGACCUCUGCAGCUAUUAAAGUAUAAUCACAGUCUUCACGGCACACCUUGCACAGGUCGAGCAAUUAAAAGUUAAGGAAUUAUGAAUUUUUUGUGAGCAUGCCUACAGAACGAGAAGGCAGAAAAUGCAUUCCCCUUCUGAAACGAAGUUUCAGGAAACUAUCUUGUCUCUUUCACAAUUUCAUAUCUUUCAGUAUAGAGCUAUAAUCAAAAUCCGUUUUGACUUAUUAAUGUUUGUAUUUAUUAAAGAGGUAAAGUUUUCACUUACUUGGGUCUCCAAAGAGCUUAAUUCUUUUGAAUGUCAACCAUGCUUUUCAUCAGCAGAAUUUUAUCUUAAGAUAACUAAUAGAAAACCAACUCAGUUAUUUAAGAGCCUCAUUUCUAUAUGCAUAGUAGUUAAAAUCUGCCAUGGAAUUAUGAAAUAAUAAAUGUCAUACUUAUAAUGCAAUGUCCAUUAAAAUACUUAAACCAUUUUCAACACCAACUCCAAUUUAAAAUGUUUUUCAAUUUGAAAGCAAGUAAGAAAAAAUUUAAAUAAUCAGAUUUAAAGAAAAAAUAAGUGUCAUACUUUCCCUCAUAUGCUUAUAUUCACAUAAUGAAUUUUGAGAAAAUCAAGCCAAUGGGCUUUAGGAGAUUUUUAUUCCUUUUCUUUUUCCUUAGCGCUUUGCUUCUUACUGCUCCUGGAAAUGAUGGAUAUUAUGUGUAAAAUACUGACUCAUAGCCCAACAAUUGUUAGAGAUCUCCAUACUUUUCCUGUAUAGGAUCUCUGGAAAAUACCUUUAAAGAAAAGGGAACAGGAACAUGGCGGGGGGUUGUUGUGUUUGGGUUGUUUUUUUUUUCUGUUUGUUUGUUUUUCUUCAAAACAGGGUCUCACUAUGUAGCCCUGACUGUUCUGAAACUUGUUCUGUAGACCAGGCUGGCCUCGAACUCAGAGAUCACCUGCCUCUGACUCUUGAGCGCUGGGAUUAAAGGUGGAAGUCUUCAUGCCCGUAUUAGAAUGUUAAAGCAGGAGAAGCUGAAUGUGGUGUGCACAUCUCUACCCCACAUGAACUGUGUAUUUGUUUUAAUAAAUGGAAUUUUCAGAUUCA
This is a messenger RNA of Microtus ochrogaster (prairie vole), 3581 nucleotides long. RefSeq names its product G protein subunit gamma 2 (gene Gng2). Gene Ontology annotation, cellular component: heterotrimeric G-protein complex. Gene Ontology annotation, biological process: G protein-coupled receptor signaling pathway. The record is from RefSeq and is a predicted model, not a curated record. Gene Ontology annotation, molecular function: G-protein beta-subunit binding. NCBI's taxonomy places the organism in Eukaryota, Metazoa, Chordata, Mammalia, Rodentia, Cricetidae.